Messenger RNA from Homo sapiens (human), 7870 nucleotides. RefSeq names its product intraflagellar transport 140 (gene IFT140). The record is from RefSeq and is a predicted model, not a curated record. Gene Ontology annotation, biological process: intraciliary retrograde transport; cilium assembly. The transcript has 19 exons. The coding region runs from base 1333 to 3747 and encodes 804 amino acids. NCBI's taxonomy places the organism in Eukaryota, Metazoa, Chordata, Mammalia, Primates, Hominidae. Gene Ontology annotation, cellular component: non-motile cilium; centriole; ciliary basal body.
GUCCCGGCAACGCGCGGCGGCUCAGCGGCCUGGCAGAGGUGAGUGGCCUUAGGGCUAGGGCGGCCGACCCAGGUCCUUAGGAGCCAGGCCGGGGUUUGGGGCCGAGGAUGUGACCGGUGGCGGGCGUCGGGACCCUCCCGUCUCCUCCCACGAUCCCGGCGCCGCCGAGUCCCCGCGGCCCCUCGCGAGUCCCAUCGAGGCUGGGGCGGGCUUGGCGCGGGGUCCAGGUCGCUCGUCGGACUAUGGCUGUCGCCCCCGCCCGGCCUCGAAUCGCGGCUGAUUCCGGUAGCUGGGAGAGUCCCUUUGGAAUGGGCGGGGUGGGGAGGUGGGCGGCGCCAUCACACCCCCGAGGCGAAACGGGACAAACGAGAGAUGCAAAACAAAAACAUGCUAUGUUUGGUCACUCGCUGGGUCGGCCCUGAGGGUCGUGUUGCAUCAAACCGCCAGCGCAUGGCUUCUCAGUACCGUCCGCUGGAUGCAGCGAGGACCCUGCGCAGGCCGAAGGCUCUGGACUGUGGCCUGGAGGGCGAGGCUUUGUAGGGUGGCCCCGGGUGCCUGUCCCCGAGAGUCCACCGUGGAGCCCCAUCCCGGAGUUCCCUACUCAGCGUCACCGAGGAAGGCUACUCAAAGCCCUGUGACCCCGUGCCGCUUAGCUGAAUGGGCUUAACAGAUUCUUUCCCAAAAGCUGGUUUGAUGGAGGCACUUGUAGAGGCUCUGGAGACGCUGGACGCCUGAAAGUGAGAGGAGUACUUCGGUUAGAAUAAAUACAGUUUUUCUCCUGUUCCCCAAAGUUGAUGUAUUUCCCGGUUUUAUGUUCCAGAGACUGGAACUUUGUUUCAAGAAAAGGAAAGGUACUUGUUUCCGACCUGAAGCUAUUACAGAUUGUCAUCAAGUACAUAACUAUUUUAUUGUCAGCCAUCUCUCCUCCUUGUGUUAACUUUUUAAAUUAUACUGAUAAUACUCAUUUUGGGAACUUGUUAAGAGGCCGUUGAAAGGAACUAUGAACAAUUAUAUUAAUGCAUUGUGUAUGGAACUCAUUCAGGCAGGCCUGGAACCCGUUUCUUAUAUUGAUACAACAGGAAGAAUCUCUCUCCUUGCUAAGUUUCAUCCGCGCAGGGCCUGUUCUGUGCAAGGCACUGUUGUAAGGAGGUGGGAAUACUGGGUGCCUCCUGCUCUCUGGGGAAGAUAAUAUGGGGGGCAAUGUGUGAGCAGUGAAACUCACAUUUACGGUAAAGUCUAAAUGCAGCCACGGAGAAGCGCAACGUUGUGUGGGGACACUGGGCAAGAAGCACACGACAAAGGUUUCAGCGCUGAGGAGGCCUGAGUUCCGUCAUGGCCCUCUAUUAUGACCACCAGAUAGAAGCCCCGGAUGCAGCAGGGUCACCCUCAUUUAUCAGCUGGCACCCUGUCCAUCCAUUCUUGGCAGUUGCUUACAUCAGCACAACCUCAACAGGCAGCGUGGAUAUUUACCUGGAGCAAGGGGAGUGCGUGCCAGAUACACACGUCGAGAGGCCGUUCCGGGUUGCUUCCCUGUGCUGGCACCCGACGCGGCUGGUGCUGGCUGUGGGCUGGGAGACUGGAGAAGUGACGGUGUUUAACAAGCAGGACAAGGAGCAGCACACGAUGCCCCUGACACACACAGCCGACAUCACCGUGCUCCGUUGGAGCCCCAGUGGAAACUGCCUGCUGUCUGGGGACAGGCUUGGUGUCUUGCUCUUGUGGAGGUUGGACCAAAGGGGCCGAGUGCAAGGGACGCCUCUGCUGAAACACGAGUAUGGGAAACACCUCACGCACUGCAUCUUCCGGCUCCCCCCUCCUGGCGAGGACCUGGUUCAGUUGGCAAAGGCAGCUGUGAGCGGUGAUGAGAAAGCCCUGGACAUGUUUAACUGGAAGAAGAGCAGUUCUGGAAGUUUGCUGAAGAUGGGGUCUCACGAGGGGCUGUUGUUCUUUGUCAGUCUGAUGGACGGGACAGUGCACUAUGUGGAUGAGAAGGGCAAGACCACUCAGGUGGUGUCCGCAGACAGCACGAUUCAGAUGCUGUUCUACAUGGAGAAGAGGGAGGCACUGGUGGUGGUCACAGAGAACCUCCGGCUGUCCCUGUACACGGUGCCUCCUGAGGGCAAAGCAGAAGAAGUGAUGAAGGUCAAGCUGAGCGGGAAAACCGGCCGCCGGGCAGACAUCGCUUUGAUUGAAGGCAGCCUUCUCGUGAUGGCCGUCGGGGAGGCUGCCCUCAGAUUCUGGGACAUAGAACGAGGAGAGAAUUAUAUACUGAGUCCAGAUGAGAAGUUUGGCUUUGAGAAAGGAGAGAAUAUGAACUGUGUGUGUUACUGUAAAGUCAAAGGUCUUCUGGCCGCUGGUACCGACAGAGGGCGAGUAGCCAUGUGGAGGAAAGUACCAGACUUCCUGGGCAGCCCCGGGGCAGAGGGCAAGGACAGGUGGGCCCUUCAGACCCCUACCGAGCUCCAAGGAAACAUCACGCAAAUCCAGUGGGGUUCCAGGAAGAACCUGCUGGCAGUGAACAGCGUCAUCUCCGUGGCCAUCCUCAGCGAGCGGGCCAUGUCGUCACACUUCCACCAGCAAGUGGCCGCCAUGCAGGUCUCCCCGAGUCUGCUGAAUGUGUGCUUCCUGUCCACGGGGGUCGCACACAGCCUGCGCACCGACAUGCACAUCAGUGGAGUGUUUGCCACCAAGGAUGCUGUCGCAGUCUGGAACGGAAGGCAGGUGGCGAUCUUCGAGCUUUCUGGAGCCGCGAUACGGAGUGCAGGGACCUUCUUGUGUGAGACGCCUGUGUUAGCAAUGCAUGAAGAAAACGUUUACACGGUGGAGUCAAACCGAGUUCAAGUUCGAACCUGGCAGGGGACUGUCAAACAACUCCUCCUUUUCUCGGAGACUGAGGGGAAUCCCUGCUUCUUGGACAUCUGUGGGAAUUUCCUGGUUGUAGGGACAGACUUGGCUCACUUUAAAAGCUUUGAUCUUUCCCGAAGAGAGGCCAAAGCACACUGUAGCUGCAGGAGCCUGGCGGAGCUGGUCCCUGGGGUGGGGGGCAUCGCUUCUCUGCGGUGCAGCAGCAGCGGGAGCACCAUCAGCAUCCUCCCCAGCAAGGCUGACAACAGCCCUGAUUCCAAAAUCUGCUUCUACGAUGUUGAAAUGGACACAGUGACCGUCUUUGACUUCAAGACUGGACAAAUUGAUCGGAGAGAGACGCUGUCCUUUAAUGAGCAAGAGACUAAUAAGAGCCACCUCUUUGUGGAUGAGGGACUGAAAAAUUAUGUUCCCGUGAACCACUUCUGGGACCAGAGUGAGCCCCGGCUGUUUGUAUGCGAAGCCGUGCAGGAGACGCCGCGCUCCCAGCCUCAGUCUGCAAACGGGCAGCCCCAAGAUGGGCGCGCUGGCCCUGCGGCAGAUGUUUUGAUCCUGUCCUUCUUCAUUUCCGAAGAGCACGGCUUCCUGCUUCAUGAGAGCUUCCCCCGGCCUGCCACCUCCCACAGUCUCCUGGGGAUGGAAGUGCCUUAUUACUACUUCACAAGAAAGCCCGAAGAAGCAGACAGAGAAGACGAGGUGGAGCCUGGGUGCCACCACAUCCCUCAGAUGGUGUCCAGGAGACCCCUGCGAGACUUUGUGGGGCUGGAGGACUGCGACAAGGCCACCCGGGACGCCAUGCUCCACUUCAGCUUCUUUGUCACCAUAGGAGACAUGGACGAAGCCUUCAAAUCCAUCAAGCUCAUCAAAAGGGCACUCUUCAGGUAACUGAUGCAGGAAUCUAAGAGGGAAGCAGCCUCACCACUCAGGAGCGGGUCCCCGCGCCCGCAUCCAUCACAGACACCAGAAUCCAGGCUCAGGAGCAGGUCCCUGUGCCCGCAUUCAUCACAGACACCAGAAUCCAGGGAGCAGCAGAAUGUCCCAAGAGCCCUGAAGGUGCUGGCCUCUAGGGUGACUGCUGUGUGUCCUGGGUGGAGGCCGAGAGGGGAUGGGGAGAUCCUCAAGCUGCCUCCUCAGAGCACGCCUGUGGGAAGCCAGCCCAGCAGGGGAAGCUGUCGAGGUUCACGCGUGCACGGGGCAGGCACGCUGGCAUCAAGGCUCAGGGGUGGUGGGGGAUGCGGGCUGCUUUACUUCGUGAGUGUUUACGUGGUUAGAAGUAUCCGUUGGAACCACUAUUGCCAGUAUUAGCAAUUCCACACGGUUCAACCUCAACAUUUAUUGAAAUGCAAUCUGGAUUCACAGAAUAACCUCAAAGCUCUGGAGCCGAGGCAUCUGCUUCCCACCUGGCCCUUGGGCUGGGUGCUGCUCCAGCGCUCACAUCUGCCCCGGCCCCAGGCUGAGGUGGUGUGUGGGAUCGUCUCAGUCUAGGCUUUCGGCGUCCCAGCAUCCCUGGAGGCACACUGCUCCUCGCCACUGAGGGUCCCCCCGCCGUCCUACCCACUGUAUUUCAAGCUGCUUCCCUCCACAGCGUCCCCUCCUGUCACUCGGGGCGGAGGGAGCUCUCCUUCCUGGAUGCCAGGCUUUUCCACUGUGCCCGCUCCGGCCUGGGUGGCGCCCCCAGCCCUGAGACCUCCAGGGUGUGAGGGCAGUGCGCAGAGAGUGGAGGCAUGAAGGACCCUGGGGCACGGGGUCCCCGGGCUGCUGAGGAGUCUGAGCAGCCAGCACAUGGCACCAUGAGCCUUCCGCUGGCAAGGGGGAGAGCGGAGCACGCUGCCUGCCCGCAGACAGGCAGGCACCACUGACAGGGCCAUGGGAAGCGGCAGCAGCUGCCCCUCGCUCAUUUUUCUCGCAGCAAAACAGACACCCCAGUGAGCGUCACUGCCACGUAACUGAGAGCUCACGUUCCUUCAUCUCCAAAGUAACUGCAGAGUUAGAAACCAUAGCGCUCCCGCGAGGUUCUCUCUAAAGAAGGAACAGAAGACGCGGGGGCUGAGAGCCAGCCUGGUGGCCAAGGGGUUCCCGUACGGACAGCGGGAAAGCCUGGCAGCAGGUGAGGACCUGGCUCAGCAUGGGCAUAGGUGGCCGUGGGGCCAGAGUGCUUGGAGGAAGGGGCAGAGCCCAGGGCACUGGAAAUGCCAGAGGACAGCAGAGAUGUGCUUGACCUCAGCCUGGCACCGUGCAACUUGCUGAGGCCUAAGGCGUGGGGCGGCAUUUGCACCAUGUGGCUUGCUGAGGCCCAAGGCAUGGGACGUCACUGGCACUGUGCGGCUUGGUGAGGCCCAAGGUGUGGGGUGGCUUGGCACCGUGUGGCUUGGUGAGUCCUGAGGCUUGGGUCGGCGUUGGCACCGUGUGGCUUGGUGAGGCCCAAGGCGUGGGGCGGCGUGGCACUGUGCAGCUUGGUGAGGCCUGAGGCGUGGGGCCGUCUGGCACUCUGCAGCUUGCUGAGGCCUGAGGUGGGGGGCCAUCUGGCACUGUGCAGCUUGCUGAGGCCUGAGGCGUGGGGCCAUCUGGCACUGUGCAGCUUGCUGAGGCCUGAGGUGGGGGGCCGCGUGGCACCGUGCAGCUUGGUGAGGCCUGAGGUAGGGGGCGCUUUUGCCCUGGGUUUCUCACCUGCCCUAGGGCCUGUGCAGAUGGGACCAGCAGGAGCCAGGGUUGAGGCAGACACUGCCCUGGCUGACUGGCAGGACCUUCCUGACUGCUCCAACGGACUCCACAGCCAGCCCCAAGCAGUGACCACGUACAGCCUGCAGGGACCGGAGUGAGGCCUGCAUUUUGAGGGCGUCCUGUCCACACAUUAGGGACGUGUGUGAGCUCUGGAGGCCCCUUCCAGCAGGAUCUGUGGCACGGUGCUGUGCCAUCUUUGCUCUUAACUGUCUUGGCAAUGACUUCCAUUCAGAAGCCUCUGCUUCUCUAAACAUUGCAAAAUGAGGGAGGCAUUAAAACAUCACGCAGAAGGUCAUGUUCGAGAGAGGAGCAGCUCAGAUUCCCUGCCCAGGGCUCUGCGCUCUGCCCUGGAGGGGAGGAAAGACCAGAAUGAAGGGGGAGGAGGGAUGCAGAGCUGCCCUGGGAGGAGCAUAGCCCAGAAUGGCAUGACCGAGGUGGGCUUGAGCACCAGGCACAGCUGCACGUGUAGUUGUGGUGAGGGUGAGUGACCAAGGUUCCUGGGAGCUGGGAAUAAGCAGACGCACCCCUGACCUGUCCUCUCGCCCUCAGCCCUGGCCUCUCAGCCUUCCUUCCUCGCAGCUCCAGGCACACAGCCCUGUGCCACACACCAUGGCAGGGGCUCUGUGCAGCAGCCGUGCCCCACAAGCCACUCUGCAGCCUCCAAGUCCCCAGGGUGCAUGGCUCACCACAAGGGCACCCACAGACCCACCGCCCUGCCAGGAAGGAGGCACUCCUGCCCGAGCCUUCCUGUCUGAGCCACGCUCCCGCCUGCCCCAAGAAAGCUGUUUGGAGCUGGCGUUCACUGCUUGGGUGUUAUACGGGUUCCUGGGGUGCUGCCUGUGUGCGUGGCUCUGCGUGGCUCUGCGUGGCUGUGCGUGGUAGCAGCUGACUUUUAAAGGUGUCGGUGAGAACGUGGUUCAGCUGGGUCCUGGCCGAGCAGGGGGUGAAGCCCGGGAGCUCUGUCCUCCACCUGUAUUCAGGCAGGGUCUUACGUGCCCGUUUGAUGUGUGGCGGGGCAUGCGUGGUGACGGAGCCACGUGGAGCCACCGGAGAGAGGGGUGGGGCUCCCCCUCAGCUAGCGCCAGGCUCUGGCUCGCCUGCCUCGAGAUUCAAUCACACGGUCAUCUGUUCCCAAGCCACCUUGUUUCAGAUGCCUGACAGAACGCACGAAAUACAGAGAGAUGACGUAAAUAUCCAAAACGAGACGAAGUGAGGAGGAGAAAUUGAGACCCCCUCUGGACAUGGCAUGUGAGGUGGACCUCAGGCCUCCCUGGUCCCCCGAGCUCCUCACAGGGAAAGAGCACCCCUGAUCCGUAAUGAAAGUCCCACUCACCACAGGCCACAGGACACCCCUGGCAGGGGCACGGGAGGGCCUGAACCUGGAUGAAGUCGAGACCGGGCUCCUCUGCCCUGGGUCCAGCCCUCUUUGCCCUGACCAGAGUUCAGGAUGUCCGGGGCGCGUCCCCUGUCCCUCAGGCAGGCUCCUGGUGAUGUUUGCGAGUGACGAGCGCUGGAUGAUUUUGACUCCAUGUGCCCCAUGGGGCAGGGCCUCAGGGCACAGAGCCGUCCGGAGACAUCCACGCGGGCCUCAGCGACAUCCGGAAACCCCGAGGGUGGCCUGGUGUGCGUGAGGAGGCACGCGGUGUGGCGUUGUCUUCCCUGGCCUGCGUGAGGAGGCACGCGGUGUGACGUUGUCUUCCCUGGCUUGCCCCACCCCGACCCUAGACUGGUUCUCGGGAUGGAAUUGUGAGCAAACCAGCACCCAGCCUCACAGCACAGACGGUCGCAGCCCAUCAUACGUGCUGGGUGAUUUUACAAGGAACACUGGCCAAGGCAGGAAGGAAGACGCUAGGAGCUGGCUGGACUCAGUGGGGUGGCCAGGCUAGAGCUGCUGCCCCCAGCCAGGGCUGACUCCCAGGCCUGCCUAGGUCACACGGCAGGAUUUUGCAGAAAGGUUCAUAGGCUAGCUUGAUGUGCAGUGGUGGCAGGUAGCAGCCCCUCACCCGAUUGGGGACAUGGGUGCACGUGAGUGGGGGCAGCGAAUGUUGCUGUGGACAGAGGGGCCACCCCGUGGGAGAGCAGCACGUGGGCUUGGAGAGGUGGGCACCAGUGCAGAUGGACGUCGGUGAAGGAGAAGGCGAGAGAGGCAGGAGGAAGACACCAGCACGGCCAAGGGAGACUCUGGGCGCGUCCCCGUGUUGGGGCCUUGGGGGAUGUGGUGGCUGCACUCCAGCCUGGGUGACAGAGCAAGACUCUGUCUUAAAAUAAAUUUUAAAAUUAAAGAAAA